UGUUAUUAGAGUUGCUUCCCUUCUCAUUCAAUCAUUAAUGGGAAGAUUAGCCUAAAUAACCUGAAGCCUAAAAGUGAAAGAAGAGUUGGAAAAUGGACAGUCGGACAGAUUAAGAAUAGUCAUGUCUAAUUCAUCGUCAGCCCUGGUUUGGGUUGAUAAUUACCGAGGAGCAUUCUACCCUGUUGACUUGACAGCCGAACCCGCUCCGAUAUAUACUAAAUAUAAUAAACAAUCGGUGAAAUCGUUGGUAAAUAUUUGCUGUAGCUAUAUUGUGAAAGAUUCGACUAUGACGUUAGAAGCGAUUCAAGUCGUGCCACAAGGCCUAUGUAUACCUCUGAUGGUAGAAGCGCUGUUUAACAACAAAGACAGAGCUAUCGAAGUACUUUUAGCUCAUUGGCCAAUGGAAAGUUUUUCAUUAAAACUAUUAGCACCUAAUUUAUUUGUGUCGUUGUUGCCGUUAUAUAAUGAUGCGUAUUUAUCUGAUAUCGUACGGCGUGGAAUGAGUUAUACAACGACACUCGUCCAUCGUUUCAUUCAGUGUCUUAAAAAUCGUCUACCAACGAAACUGAAAUAUUUAGAUAUGACUGGAUACCCAACAGCGGAGAUUGUGUUGUAUUAUUUAGCAACUCAUUGUUUGUUAGCGUUUAAUGAAAAUCGUCAGCAGAAACUAGUAGAACAAUACAACGAUACCGUGAGUUACGCUGCUAGUAGAGAAGAUAUGACCAGUGAUUAUCCUUCAUUAGAAGCCGUAGAAUCGUUACUUCCAGACGGAUGUUUAGUUGUAAAACUGGAUGCUUUUGUUUCGUCUGAAUCCACAUUUUGUGAGCUGUGUAAAGCGUUGAAAGUAUCCACAUUUCCCGGCAGUAAAAUUCGACUGUGUUUACAAAGACUUGGUGCUACUCAACUUGGUGCUGCAGCGGUUAAUCUGAUUCUAACACAGAUUAGUGGUGAGCAUCUGACAGCUCUGCAACUCCGUUACAAUUCUUUGACCUGUGAUGAUCUUGUUACCUUGAUUCCUGCCAUUAAGAAGCUGAGAAAUUUAACGUCAUUAGAUUUAGCGUGCAAUAAUAUCAACUUUUCUUCAAAUUUUACGCCGACACAAAAGAUAUCAGAACUCUUAAAUUGCCUUCCGAGGUUAAUUCGUUUGGAUUUGAGUAACAAUCGUGUGAAAUGUCUUCUACGUCGAAUCCUGUGCGACAUGUCACAGUCACUGAAAUAUUUACGACUAGCUGCUUGUGGUCUACGAUUGAAUGAUUUGGCGUAUUUAUCAUUGUCCCAUCAUGCAUCAGGAUUACAGGAAGUGGAUUUGAGUUCAAAUGGGUUGAGCACAGCGACUGAUAUUUUAUGUUCCUUCUUCACGGCAGUAAAGUCAUCGUUGAUGGUCUUAGAACUGGAAGACUGUGGCUUAACAAAUGACCAACUGCAACGCUUCCAGACAUACAUUUCCAAGAUGGAGAAACUCAUGUAUUUAAAUCUCGCUCAAAAUACUCUAAGUUUUCAGGUAUUACAGGAUUUUACGAAAUAUAUGGCAUCCAAUCCCUCCAUAAAAUGUUUGCGGAUUUCAUAUCCACAGGAAUGUUAUUCCGACGCUGAAUUCAGUCUGGAUAAUUUGAAAGUAGACACUGUUAACAAGUUACAGGAGAUUAUUAACGAUGUGUGUAAGUUACACCCACGUGAUAAACCGCUACAACUCAUCUUUGUAGAAUUAACGGACGUCGAAAUGGAACAAACAUAGUACGAAAUAUAAUCUUAAAUAAUCUAUUUUUUAUUUAAAGUGACAUAUUAUAUAUUUUCUAUUUAUUGUGAUUUAAAUCUGGUUAUUUCCCAGCG
This is a messenger RNA of Patella vulgata (common limpet), 1830 nucleotides long. Its product is annotated as leucine-rich repeat-containing protein 14. Lineage: Eukaryota; Metazoa; Mollusca; Gastropoda; Patellidae. Gene Ontology annotation, cellular component: cytoplasm. The transcript has 5 exons. The record is from RefSeq and is a predicted model, not a curated record. Bases 122 to 1735 code for a protein of 537 amino acids.